AUGUUUCGUCUUAGUCUAAAUCAAACGAAUCAAAGUCAAAAUACUAUUGUUAUGCUUAGUGGUGGACCAGGUGGAUUAGAUUGGAAUUUUUUUACUAUUGCCUCGAUCAUAGUACAAGCCGCUCCAGGUAUCACUAUAAUACUACCCGAUCAUCGUGGUCCUGUACUCUCGAGUGCAUUGAACUGUGGUAAUUAUGGAUUAGAAGAUAUAAGUGCUACAUGUAUUACAUAUUCAGUUUCAAAAUGGGGUACAAAUGAAUUGAAUCAAUUUUCUAUCACUAAUGCUGCGCACGAUGUAUCAGUACAAAUUCAAGUCUAUCAAGCUACCAAUCCUGGAUGA
Molecule: messenger RNA, 339 nt
Organism: Rotaria socialis
Lineage: Eukaryota; Metazoa; Rotifera; Eurotatoria; Philodinida; Philodinidae
Source: the annotation of a GenBank genome assembly